Messenger RNA from Asparagus officinalis (garden asparagus), 354 nucleotides. RefSeq lists its product as uncharacterized. Lineage: Eukaryota; Viridiplantae; Streptophyta; Magnoliopsida; Asparagales; Asparagaceae. The transcript is spliced from 2 exons. The coding region runs from base 13 to 312 and encodes 99 amino acids. The record is from RefSeq and is a predicted model, not a curated record.
CCAUAUCUAAGGAUGGGCAACUGCAUGGAGACAUGCAUAAUGAGGCAAGAGAACAGAGAUGGCAAAGGAGAAGAUGUUGUAAAUAAAGAGGUUGGUUUAAGCGUUAAGAUAUUGUUAACUAAGAGAGAGCUUGAGUGGUUGAUGCUUAGUUUGAAGGAGAAAGGAGGGAGAAAUCUUGAGGAUGUGUUGAUGGAGAGUGGGAGAGAGAGGGAGAGAGAAGCAAGAGGGAGAAAUCAAGGGUGGGAACCAAGUUUGGAAAGCAUAAUAGAGAUCCCUGAGGCUCAGAGUUUUGAUUAUAAUGAGGAUUUGUAGACACGGUUAGCCUAGUCGAAAAGGUGGAGAGACAACUUGGAC